This is a messenger RNA of Dreissena polymorpha, 7053 nucleotides long. RefSeq lists its product as uncharacterized. NCBI's taxonomy places the organism in Eukaryota, Metazoa, Mollusca, Bivalvia, Myida, Dreissenidae. The transcript is spliced from 5 exons. Bases 153 to 3158 code for a protein of 1001 amino acids. The record is from RefSeq and is a predicted model, not a curated record.
CUAAGUCCGAUUCAAAUGCGUUAGAACUGCUUUUAUUGUACAACUGUGCAGAUGUGCGGUCACUUAUUGUAGAAAGUAAUUGUCUACAAAGAAGCGAAAUAUUGACGGUCAUACAAAAAUCCAAACAUUGUCUUACACGUGUUAAGAUAACAAUGACACCGGAAAUAAGUAAAGCACUACAUCAUACAAGCAUACAGGAGCUGAACUGUAUCGGACAAUUUGACGUAUCAUCAUGUUCCUAUGUUCUGCCGUCCCUGUCUCAAUUAACAUAUUUGAGAAUAGAAGACACAAGCUUUUUGCAAGACAUAGCUCUUCCUGAAACAAUACAAAACAUUGUCUUGUCGAAAUGUGAAUGUUCAUCUGAAUGGCUGUGCAGCUUGUUGAUCUCGCUCUCUUCAUUAGAUCAUCCUGUCGAGUGUGAUCUGUGGGAUGUUGUAUUGCAGUUAAGUGAAGACAUCCGUGGAGACGAAGCGCAUACACAUAUAUCGGACUUGCGAUCUCAAAUACUGUCACAUGACCUGUCCAACAUUGAGAUAUUAGUGAAAAAUGGCAGUAAGGAACUGUUUGAACUAUUGCGUGAUACUAGUAUUGGGAUCCUUAAACUGAGGACGGCUAAUUGUGCCUCAUUAGCAUCCGAGAUUCUUCACACGCUGAAUAAGCUUACUAAGCUUUAUUUGUGGGGAACCUAUACGGGUAGAUGUGAUCUGAGACUGCCUGCGUCAUUGCAAUGUAUUAGUCUCCAGGAAGGCGAAUGUUCAUCUGAGUGGCUGUGCAGCUUGUUGAUCUCGCUCUCUUCAUUAGAUCAUCCUGUCGAGUGUGAGCUGUGGGAUGUUGUAUUGCAGUUAAGUGAAGACAUCCGUGGAGACGAAGCGCAUACACAUAUAUCGGACUUGCGAUCUCAAAUACUGUCACAUGACCUGUCCAACAUUGAGAUAUUAAUGAACAACGGCAGUAAGGAACUGUUUGAACUAUUACGUGAUACAAGUAUUGGGAUCCUAGACCUGAGGACGGCUAAUUGUGCCUCAUUAGCAUCCGAGAUUCUUCACACGCUGAAUAAGCUAACUAAGCUUUAUUUGCGGGGAACCUAUACGGGUAGAUGUGAUCUGAGACUGCCUGCGUCAUUGCAAUGUAUUAGUCUCGUGGAUGUCAAAUGUUCAUCUGAAUGGCUGUGCAGCUUGUUGAUCACGCUCUCUUCAUUAGAUCAUCCUGUCAAGUGUGAGCUGUGGAAUGUUGUUUUGCAGUUAAGUGAAGACAUCCGUGGAGACGAAGCGCAUACACAUAUAUCGGACUUGCGAUCUCAAAUACUGUCACAUGACCUGUCCAACAUUAAGAUAUUAGUGAAAAAUGGCAGUAGGGAACUGUUUGAACUAUUACGUGAUACUAGUAUUGGGAUCCUUAAACUGAGGACGGCUGAUUGUGCCUCAUUAGCAUCCGAGAUUAUUCACACGCUAAAUAAGCUAACUAAGCUUUAUUUGCGGGGAACCUAUACUGGUCGGUGUGAUCUGAGACUGCCUGCGUCAUUGCAAUGUAUUAGUCUCCAGGAAGGCGAGUGGUCAUCUGAGUGGCUGUGCAGCUUGUUGAUCACGCUCUCUUCAUUAGAUCAUCCUGUCCAGUGUGAGCUGUGGGAUGUUGUAUUGCAUUUAAGUGAAGACAUCCGUGGAGACAAAGCGCAUACACAUAUAUCGGACUUGCGAUCUCAAAUACUGUCACAUGACCUGUCCAAUGUUGUGAUAUUCGUGAAAAAUGGCGGUACGGAACUGUUUGAACUAUUACGUGAUACAAGUAUAGGGAGUCUGAUCGUUACGGCUACUGAUAGUUGUACAUUGGAAACAAUUAUGCGAAGAAAGUUGAGCAUGUUAAAAAAGAUUAAUUUACUUGGAACUUAUUUGACACGCUUUGAAUAUGAUGUACCAGAAUCCCUAGAGUCGAUGUAUUUGCAAGAUGGGAAGUGCUCAUUGGAAUUGUUGUACAGUGUCUUAAUCAAACUGGCUCCAAUAAAACACCAUGUGCAAUUAGAUGUGGGGGACUGCUUCGUGAUAUCGAGUAAUGAAACCUGUGCAACUAGUUUAAACGAUUGCGUAAUGCAAUUGGAAUAUUCACCAAAAGUUAAAGCUGAUGUUAAUGAUAGUUUGAAUACGAAUGUGUCUGAUUUACAUACACAAAUGGUGUCAUGUGACAUGUCGAACAUUGAACUACGCGUCUUAAAAUUCCAAAAAGAGCGGUUUGAAAUGUUGCGAGGCACGAGUAUAAGAAGCGUGCAGCUUCAGGCUUUUGACGAUGUUUCACUGACAUUUUUGACACAAAACACGUUACCAGCGUUUACGGAAAUUCGAUUACAAGGGACUUACUUGAAUGAUUUUAAUCACACAUUACCAUCGACUCUUCAAUUAAUUAUUUUACAAGAAGGAUCAUGCUCAUCAGAUUGGCUGUACAGUUUGAUGUUAAAACUUUCAACGCUUAAUCAUGCAGUGCGCGUCUUCUUAGAUGAAUACGUCGUUUUACAGAGGCGUGAGGCGAUUGGGAAAUACCCCGAACCGCUAAUGCGAGGUGCAGAUUUGUCAAGUGUUAAGUUGGAAGUAUUAAAGGAUUGUCCUGGAUUAUAUGAAACAUUACCCACAAUGCAUAUAACCAGUCUGAACAUAACUAAAAUAGAACACAUCGACCUACUGUCACAGACACUGCCCCGUCUCUCCCACUUGCAGCAGCUAAGGAUUUGUUUGAACAAGUAUGAUAUGGAGAUGAAACUGCCAGAAUGUAUUAAGUAUGUGUUUAUAAUUUAUAAAACAUUGUCCCCAUCAUCACUGCAACAAUAUGUAAAUAAUCUGUCUACUAUCAAACAUAGUGUACAGUGUAAACUGCUGUUCCGUGUGGAAGAGAAUGACGAUGAAUAUAUGAGAAUCAAGCAAGACUUUUGUGAAUUAAAAUCAGUUAAUGUCCAACAUUUUGAAAUUGUGAACAAAAAGGGUACUGUUCGUAGUGCUGCUGCUCUUACACUUUCUGCUACUGCUGAUGAUUGCGAUGACGAGUAUGACAAACAUUUACUCCGACGAGAGGGGGAAUACGUUGACACGAAGCCAUGGAUUAACUAUUGUAAAAUUCGUCUGAAGAUAUUGUACACAGAUACCUGUGGUGAAAGUUCUGAAACUCGCGCGUUUUGAAAGUAGUGUUAUUUUAUCGCAUUUGUAGUUACUUUAAAACGGACACAAAGAUAUGAACUGGAAUACUAGUUAAAAAGUCUGUAUGUUUGUUCUUGUGUUUCCUUAUCGUACAUUUAAUAUCAUUUGACAGAAGUUUGUUUUGUGAAAAUUAAUGAAUUUGAGCAAAGACACAUUUGAGAAAUAUACUUUACCGCACUAUUAUACAUAUUGUAUUUAAAGAAAUUCACAUAUUGAAAGAAUCAACAUUUUUAAUUAUUAUAUAUAAGUGCCUAAUGAGUGUAUAUAAAACCAAAUCAUAAAACUUUAACAUGACACAAAACAAAGUAAAUUUACCAACAAUAAAAAAUCCUUGAUAAAAAUGUGUCAUUUACUUAGAAGACGUGUUUGUGCAUCGUGCUUUAAACCAUGGUCAUCAACCCGGACAAAAAAUUAAGGAGCAAAGGAGUCAAACUAUGGUUAUCAUUUGUCUAAUCAAGUCAUCAGCCCAAAGAAUGGUCGUCAACGUUGGCCACUAAGCUAUGGUCAUCUAUCGGGUUACCACGUCGAAAGCGCAAACCACGAUCGAUAACGUGGGUUACCAAGUCAACAGUGAAAUACAUGGUCAUCUCGCGGGUAAACAAGUUAGAAGCUUAAAACAUGCACCAAACGCGGGAUUGCCAGGUAAUCGGCGCACAGACACUAUUUACCCAGUGAGCAGCGCAAACUAAAGUAGACAUUGCGGGUAACCAAGUCAGAAGCGCAAAACAAUGGUAGUAAUAGCUGUUAAUACCGUCAAUACCUCAAACAAUGGUCAUAAUCUCGGGUUAUACUGUCAGCAGCGCACAUCAUGGUCGUCAUCUAGGGUUAUAUCGUCAGCAGCUCAUACACUGGUCAUCAUCGAGGGUUAUACCGUCAGUAGUAAACACACUGAUCAUCAUCGUGGGUUAUAAAGUCAGCAGCGCGCACAGUGGUCAUCAUCGUGGGUUAUACUGUCAAUGGGGCACACCAUAAUCGUCAUCUCGGGUUAUAACGUUAGCAGCGCACACACUGAUCAUCAUCGUUUGUGAUACCGUCAUCAGCGCAUACAAUGGCCAUCAUGUCGGGUUAUGACGUCAGCAGCGCACACCAUGGUCGUCAUCUCGGGUCAUACCGUCGUCAUCGCACACACUGGUCAUCAUCGUGGGGUAUACCGUCAGCAGCGCACACACUGGUCAUCAUUGUGGGUUAUACCGUCAGCAGCGCACGCAAUGGUCGUCAUCUCGGGUUAUACCGGCAGAAGCGCAUACCAUGGUUGUCAUCGUGGGUUAUACCGUUAGCAGCUCACACACUGGUCAUCAUCGUGGGUUAUACCGUCAGCAGCUUAAACCAUGAUUGUCAUCUCGGGUUAUACCGUCAGCAGCGCACAUCAUGGUCGUCUUCUCAGGUUAUACCGUCAGCAGCGAUCACACUGGGCAUCCUCGUGGGUGAAACCGUCAGUAGCACACACCCUGGUCAUCAUCACGGGUUAUACCGUCAGCAGCGCACACACCGGUCAUCAUCUAGGUUUAUACAGUCAGCAUCGCACACCAUGGUCGUCAUUUCGGGUUAAACCGUCAGCUGCGCACACACUAGUCAUCAUCGUGGGUUAUACCGUCAGCAGCACACACCAUGGUCGUCAUCUCGGGUUAAACCGUCAGCAGCGCACACACUGGUCAUCAUCGUGGGUUAUACAGUCAGCAGCACACACACUGGUCAUCAUCGUGGGUUAUACAGUCAGCAACGCACACCAUGGUCGUCAUCUCGGGUUAUACCGUCAGCAUACCGUCAGCAGCUCACACAAUGGUCAUCAUCGUGGGUUAUACAGUCAGCGACGCACAACAUGGUCGUCAUUGCGAGAUAUACCGGCAGCAGAGCACACCACGGUCGUCAUCGCGAGUAAUACUGUCAGCAUCUCACACAUUGUUAAUCCUCGUGGGAAAUACCGUCAGUAGCUCACACCAUGGUCGUCAUUGCGAGAUUUACCGGCGGCAGCGCACACUCUGUUCAUCAUCGUUGGUUAUACCGGCAGCAGCGCACACACUGGUCAUCACCGUUGAUUAUACCGGCAGCAGCGAACACACUGGUCAUCAUCGUGGGUUAAACCGUCCGUAGCACACACACUGGUCAUCAUCACGGGUUAUACCGUCAGCAGCGUACACACACUGGAAAUCAUCGUGGGUUAUACCGUCAGCAGUGAACACCAUGGUCGUCAUCUCGGGUUAUACCAUCAGCCGUGCACACCAUGGUCGUCAUCGUGGGUUAUACUGUCAGCAGCGCACAGACUGGUCAUCAUCGCGGGUUAUACAGGCAGCAGCGCACACACUGGUCAUCAUCGAGGGUUAUAAUGUCAGCAGCGCAGACCAUGGCCAUCAUCGUGGGUUAUACCGUCAGCAGCGCACACCAUGGUCAUCAUCGUGGGUUAUACCGUCAGCAGCGCACACCAUGGUCGUCAUUGCGGGUUAUACCGUCAGCAGCGCACACACUGGUCAUCAUCGUGGGUUAUACCGUCAGCAGCACACCAUGGUCGUCAUUGCGGAUUAUACCGUCCGCAGCGCAUACAAUGGUCAUCAUCGUGGGCUAUACCGUCAGCAGCGCACACAAUGGUCGUCAUCUCGGGUCAUACCGUCGGCAGCGCAUACAAUGAUCAUCAUCGUGGGCUAUACCGUCAGCAGCGCACACACUGGUCAUCAUUGUGGGUUAUAAUGUCCGCAGCGCACACCAUGGUCGUCAUUGAGGUAUAUACCGUCAGCAGUGCACACGCUGGUCAUUAUCACGGGUUAUACCGUCAGUAUAGCUCACAGUUGUCAUCACCGCGGUAUAUACCGUCAACAGCGCACACAGUGGUCGUCAUCGCGGGUAAAACCGUCAGCAGCGCAAACAGUUGUCGCAAUCGCGGUUUAUACCGUCAGCAGCGCAAACAGUUGUCGUCAUCGCGGUAUAUACCGUCAGCAGCUCAAACAAUUGUCGUCAUCGAGGUGUUAUCCGUCGUCAGCUCAUACAAUAAUCGUCAAUGCGGGAUAUACCGUCAGCAGCGCACACCAUUAUUGUCAUCGCGGGUAAUACCGUUAUCAGCACAAACCAUUUUCGUCAUCGCAGGUUAUACGGUCAGAAGCGCACUCCAUUUUCGUCAUCGCAGGUAAUACAAAUGUCACGCUAACCAUGAUCACCAUCUCGGGUUAUAACGUAAGAAGUGCCCAGCAUAACCGUCAUUGCCUUCGCAAGUACGGUCCACGUCGCAGUUGCAAAGUCAAUAACAAAAAUCAUGGCCAUCAAAGCGAUGUUACCAAGUCAGCGCCGCUCGAAUGCUCAAAGCUGCAAGAACGUGUGUCAUUGAGCCCGCAGUUUAUAAGAAUACAAAGAGCAUGAACGACAACUCUGCAGUUAGAUUGUGCUCCGCUAUGGUCUCAAGAGUGCAAUUAAUAAGAAGUGUCAAGUGACCCUGAUUGAAGAUGAAAUACCGCACCAAGAAUAAGGAUUAUCGCAAGUUUUACUGCACUGUGUCAAGGGACCCUGAUUGAAGAUUAAAUACCGCACCAAGAAUAAGGAUCAUCGCAAGUUUUACUGCACUGUGUCAAGGGACCCUGAUUGAAGAUUAAAUACCGCACCAAGAAUAAGGAUCAUCGCAAGUUUUACUGCACUGUGUCAAGGGACCCUGAUUGAAGAUUAAAUACCGCACCAAGAAUAAGGAUCAUCGCAAUUUUACUGCACUGUGUCAAGGGACCCUGAUUGAAGAUUAAAUACCGCACCAAGAAUAAGGAUCAUCGCAAGUUUUACUGCACUGUGUCAAGGGACCCUGAUUGAAGAUUAAAUACCGCACCAAGAAUAAGGAUCAUCGCAAGUUUUACUGCACUGUGUCAAGGGACCCUGAUUGAAGAUUAAAUACCGCACCAAGAAUAAG